This is a messenger RNA of Trichoplax adhaerens, 1392 nucleotides long. RefSeq lists its product as uncharacterized. The record is from RefSeq and is a predicted model, not a curated record. The transcript is spliced from 8 exons. Gene Ontology annotation, biological process: glycoside catabolic process; fucose metabolic process. Gene Ontology annotation, cellular component: lysosome. Gene Ontology annotation, molecular function: alpha-L-fucosidase activity. Lineage: Eukaryota; Metazoa; Placozoa; Uniplacotomia; Trichoplacea; Trichoplacidae. The coding region runs from base 1 to 1392 and encodes 463 amino acids.
AUGCUGAGAAUUAUCCAUCAGACCGAGGUAGAGAGCAACAAUCAUGGCUUCGGGUGGUUUCACUUUUAUACGAGUGGAAAGAAAUAUCAACCUAACUGGAAAUCAUUAGAUGCUCGUCCAUUGCCGUCAUGGUACGAUAAAGCCAAGGUGGGUAUCUUCGUCCAUUGGGGCGUUUUCUCUGUUCCAAGCUUCGAUAGUGAAUGGUUUUGGUGGCAUUGGAAAGGACUAAAUAGCAGUAAAGAUAACCAAUUUAUGCAACAAAAUUAUCCAUCUGGAUUUUCUUAUCCAGAAUUUGCACCAUCAUUCACCGCUGAAUUUUUCGAUGCUGAUGCAUGGGCCCAUUUAAUUGAAAAUUCGGGUGCAAAGUAUGUGGUAUUUACAACCAAACACCAUGAAGGUUGGACUAAUUAUAAGAGCCAUGUUUCUUGGAAUUGGAAUUCGGUCGAUAAUGGGCCACAUCGCGACUUAACAGGCAAUACUGAAAUUUCUAACGCCGUACGCAAACGAACCAAUGUCACCCUUGGUUUAUAUCAUUCAUUGUAUGAAUGGUUUAAUCCCUUGUAUCUUUUCGACAAAAAGAAUAGUUUCAAAACGAAAAAGUUUAUCACGGAGACAUUAAUGCCAGAGUUGCACUAUGUGAUUAAUCAGUACAAGCCUGAUCUUUUAUGGUCUGAUGGUGAUUGGGAAGCACCCGAUACAUAUUGGCAAAGCCAAGAAUUUUUAGCGUGGCUAUACAAUGAUAGUCCUGUCAAGGAAACCAUAAUUACUAAUGACAGAUGGGGAAGAGGGAGCAUUUGUCAUCAUGGUGGUUAUUAUACUUGUCAAGAUCGAUUUGAUCCAGGAGUCUUACAGAAACAUAAGUGGGAGAAUGCUAUGUCUUUAGAUCUUACUUCAUGGGGUUUUGAUCGAUCCUCAGGAUUAAAAAAUUAUCUUUCCAUGGAAGAAUUAACGAAAGUGCUUAUUAGAACAGUCAGUUGUGGCGGCAAUAUUCUCAUUAAUAUUGGGCCAACGUCAGAUGGUAGAAUACUUCCAAUAUUUCAGGAGAGGUUGACACAACUUGGUAGCUGGCUAAAGGUGAAUGGUGAAGGAAUAUAUAAUUCCAUACCCUGGAGAGUCCAAAAUGAUACCAUUACAAAUGACGUUUGGUACACUGAACGACAAGGAACUGUCUAUGCUUUCUUUUAUAGUUGGCCUGCUAGUAAUAAGUUGGCCUUGACAGAUCCUAAAGUAACGCCAAAAACUUCAGUAAAAUUGUUGGGCUUUGAGGGAAAUGUUCCAUUUAAAGCCAAUUCGGGAUCCAAUUCUGGAGUUUUGUUAGAUCUUAGUAGUGUUAGUGCAGAUAGAUUAAGUACAGAAUGGGCUUGGGCUAUUGCCUUACAUAAUGUACAUUAG